UCAUUAUAAAUUUCUUUCUUAUGUGCUUGCAGACAUGCUGCUUGAUACUGCUAUUAUCUUUCCCAAUGCAGAUGAUGUAGUAGUUUUCCAUGUCCACGCUGCUCCCUUUUUGAAUAUUGGGAUUAAGUUGCCCUUCCUCAGUUUUCUAAAACCUCAUCCAUUUUUAAGUCUUACACUCAGUAGUUCUGGGAAUAGUUCAAUAAACUCGGCAUCCAGCUUCUUAGAUGGUCAUGUGGAGGGGACAGCCAUUCAUGAUCUUCAAUCACUAUGGAGAUGCUUGUGGGAGGCCUGAGCAUGAUUUAAUUUAAGGAAGUGCUAAUCAUUCUGAAACCAUUGGAGGAACUGAGAGUCUUGGAAGGACAAUGGGCUGGGAGAUAUGCAGAUGAAAUUGAGGUUGGCAGCCAUCUAAAGAAGUGAUAGAAAAUGGCAACUAUUGGUUGGAUUCAUGAUCCUUUCCCUGUUAUUUCCAAAGAUAUUGGAUUAUUUAUUUUUUCAGGUGUUAUUAUUAUAAAAUACAUAGAAAUAAAUAAAUUGGUCCUAACACAUCUGCUUUUGGGAAACAGAAGAUGGGAAAGAAAAGAGUGGCAAUUAUUGGAGCUGGUUCCAGUGGACUCUGUAAUGUCAAAUGCUGCUUGGAAGAAGGUCUGGAGCCUGUAUGCUUUGAAAGCAGUGAUGAUAUUGGGGGACUCUGGAGGUUCAAGGACAAUCCUGAGGAAGACCGGGCUAGUAUUUACAAAUCUGUGAUCAUCAACACCUCCAAAGAGAUGAUGUGCUUCAGUGACUUCCCCAUCCCAGAUGAUUUUCCCAACUACAUGCACAAUUCAAAGAUAAUGGACUAUUUCCGGAUGUAUGCAAAACACUUUGACCUUCUGAAAUAUAUUCACUUCAAGACUAAAGUCUGCAGCGUAACAAAAUGCUCAGAUUUCUCUACCAGUGGCCAAUGGGAUGUUACCACAGAAUCAGAUGGGAAGCAGGAAUCAUCAGUUUUUGAUGCAGUUUUGGUCUGCACUGGCCACCACACCAGUGCAUAUCUGCCCCUGGACUCCUUCCCAGGGAUUACCACUUUCAAGGGUCACUAUUUACACAGUCGUGAUUACAAGAGUCCCAAUGAAUUUACAGGAAAAAGAGUCAUUGUGAUUGGUAUUGGGAACUCAGGAGUGGACCUUGCUGUGGAGAUAAGCCACACAGCACAACAGGUUUGUAACUACAUGCUUUCUUUUAUAUUAAUGAAGGGCAAGAUAUUAGGAAAGUGUUCUGAAAAUUAUGAAUGUCCACUGACCUUGUGAACUCUAAAAUUCUGA
Notechis scutatus (mainland tiger snake) is the source of this 1301-nucleotide messenger RNA. Lineage: Eukaryota; Metazoa; Chordata; Lepidosauria; Squamata; Elapidae. The record is from RefSeq and is a predicted model, not a curated record.